Molecule: messenger RNA, 816 nt
Organism: Enhydra lutris kenyoni (northern sea otter)
Lineage: Eukaryota; Metazoa; Chordata; Mammalia; Carnivora; Mustelidae
Product: testis specific 13
Exons: 7
Coding region: 1-816 (271 amino acids)
Source: RefSeq, a predicted model, not a curated record
AUGGACCAAAAGAGAUAUGCCAAGUUUCAACAAAGCAAAUCAAGCCUUCCAAGAACCAUCUCAGUUAAACUUGAGAAAGCAACAGUGGUUGAUAAUGAUGAGAUUUGUGAUCCCGUUGCGCCAUCAAAAUUUGUUCUGAAGAACCUUCAGCUUUACACGGUCCACCCAAAUUUGGCGAAGUACUAUGAGCCUUUGAAGCCCACCGCCGUGCAGAAAUUCCUGGCUCGAAAUGGGAAAAUCAGAAGCUUCAUGUUGAAAGUAGCAGAGUAUGAUCAGGAUAAGACCUUACUGAUUAUGACCAACAACCCACUUCCCUGCCCAAUUGACCAGGAAGGAAAGGACAUGGCCCCAAAAUACUUCUCCAAGGAGUUGCUGCUCAAGGAAGGUCAUCGGCACAAGCCCGCUGAGAACUUCUGCCUACCCUUGAUGUCUCAGGAAAAAAAGUUACGAUCUGGGCUGAAACCACCCUUUCCUAUGACCCUGUCAGAGGAUCCUACAUCCAAGCGAGAACAGUGGUUUAGGUUUUCCACCGACCAUGAUUUCAAGAGCGAAGGGAAGUAUUUAAAGGUCUAUGCUUUGAGGAAACAGAAACAAAUGUAUCCCCAGCUCAACUUUUCUUCACUCUGUAAAAGAGAUAUGAGGAAAGAUGUCGCCAAGUCAGGGAGUGACCCGCCGACUUCCAAGAUGAUUUGGGAACCACUAACCCUUUCUUCGCUCCUGGAAGAGAAACCCAACAGAACUGUGCCAGGGGGGAGCAUGUUCCGCAAUGGAAGGGCCCAGCAGUGGGUUAUCAAAAACGCCACUGUCGUCAAGUGA